CCAUCGACAUAGAUACCACUCGUACCAAAACAUUCUUCUCUGUGGCCAAAUAUUGGAGCUUAAUUCGAGCCAGUAAUUGGCUAAGGUCCAUGGCGAUGGCGAUCAGGUCUUUGCUGCUGCCUCUGGCCCUGCUGGCUCUCGCAGCUAGCUCGGCGGCGGUGGCUAAUCUAGAGAUCGGCUUCUACAGCAAGACAUGCCCGGACGCCGAGAAGAUCGUCCGCGAGGAGAUGGCCAAGAUCAUCGCCGCCGCGCCCAGCCUGGCCGGCCCGCUCCUCCGGCUCCAUUUCCACGACUGCUUCGUCAGAGGUUGUGACGCCUCUGUCCUCCUGGAAUCCACGGAGGGCAACGUGGCGGAGAAGGACGCCAAACCAAACAAGAGCCUGCGAGGGUUCGGCUCCGUGGAGCGGGUCAAGGCCAAGCUCGAGGCCGCGUGCCCGGGCAUCGUCUCCUGCGCCGACGUGCUCGCCCUCAUGUCCCGCGACGCCGUCGUGCUGGCCAAGGGCCCCUUCUGGCCGGUGGCGUUGGGAAGGAGAGACGGCAGGGUGUCCAGCGCCACGGAGGCGAGCAACGAGCUGCCCCCGGCCUCCGGCGACGUACCUCUGCUGGCCAAGAUCUUCGCCUCCAAGGGGCUCGGCCUCAAGGACCUCGUCGUCCUCUCCGGCGCCCACACGCUCGGCACGGCGCACUGCCCGUCCUUUGCGGACCGGCUCUACAACACCACCUCUGGCUCCGUCGACCCGUCCCUGGACAGCGAGUACGCCGACAAGCUGAGGCUCAAGUGCAGGAGCGUUGACGACCGCACCAUGCUCUCGGAGAUGGACCCCGGCAGCUUCAAGACCUUCGACACCAGCUACUACCGCCACGUCGCCAAGCGGAGGGGCCUCUUCCGCUCCGACGCCGCGCUCCUCUUCGACGCCACCACCAGGGACUACGUCCAGCGCAUCGCCACCGGCAAGCUCGACGGCGACUUCUUCAGUGACUUCAGCGCGUCCAUGAUCAAGAUGGGCGACGUCGGCGUGCUCACUGGCACCCAAGGAGAGAUCAGGAAGAAGUGCUACGCCCUCAAUUAGCGUAACUGCAUGGUGCAUGCAUCAUCUGAUACGAUUAUCCAAUAUGAUGUAUUAUUGUCAAUGGUAUUUCAUUAAUUAAAUCAUUUCUUCACCAAAGUCCAUGGGGCAGCUACAUGUUACGUAAGUAGUACGUGUUGUCUUGUGCCAUUGUGUGGAGGUCCUGGACCUUUCGACCUGGUCACAUUCUGCAGUUCAUCAGAAACUUAAGAGGAACUUAGUGAGGCCUGGAACUACCGGUUGCCGGAUUGUUCACUCAGAACUUAAUUAAUGAGAACCCAUGUUUCAGCAAUAAGCCGUUUCUCUUGGGCACAUGGCCUU
Hordeum vulgare subsp. vulgare (domesticated barley) is the source of this 1388-nucleotide messenger RNA. RefSeq names its product peroxidase 1-like. Gene Ontology annotation, cellular component: plant-type cell wall; plasmodesma. Gene Ontology annotation, biological process: hydrogen peroxide catabolic process; response to oxidative stress. The coding region runs from base 90 to 1070 and encodes 326 amino acids. Gene Ontology annotation, molecular function: heme binding; peroxidase activity. The record is from RefSeq and is a predicted model, not a curated record. The transcript has 2 exons. Lineage: Eukaryota; Viridiplantae; Streptophyta; Magnoliopsida; Poales; Poaceae.